AUGGCAACACCUCAGACCAGCCAGCACUUCCGGCUGACCCAGUGCCAGAACUGCCUCUGCGUGUGUCCCGACGUCGAAGGGCGCCGGCCACUUUGCUCCGACUGCGCCGACGAGUUCCGCCGGCGCAAGGAGCGCGUCGUCGACCGGGUCCGGGGCACCAGCAUGGACGCCCAGCGGCCUUCGAAUUCUAGGACGUUGAGCUAUGAGAGCGGCGUGUAG
Molecule: messenger RNA, 219 nt
Organism: Neoarthrinium moseri
Lineage: Eukaryota; Fungi; Ascomycota; Sordariomycetes; Amphisphaeriales; Apiosporaceae
Exons: 1
Coding region: 1-219 (72 amino acids)
Source: RefSeq, a predicted model, not a curated record